This is a messenger RNA of Leishmania braziliensis MHOM/BR/75/M2904, 1461 nucleotides long. RefSeq lists its product as hypothetical. The coding region runs from base 1 to 1461 and encodes 486 amino acids. The record is from RefSeq and is a predicted model, not a curated record. Lineage: Eukaryota; Euglenozoa; Kinetoplastea; Trypanosomatida; Trypanosomatidae. The transcript has a single exon.
AUGUUCUCCACGUUUAGCGACUGGGCGGUGUCGGCAGCCGACACUCUCGCGAGCAUCUCUAACCAGGGCAUCGAAGUAGUCCGUUACACGGGCGUCCUGGACGCUUUGGAGAGCGUGUCGACCAAUCCCAACUCGACCGCCGAAGCUGCCGCAUCGAACGAAAAGAUGCUAAGCGUGCCAGACAUCAUGACACCGCCGACCUCAUGGGCAGGCAGCGAAGAGGAGUGGGUGUGGUGUCUGGAAGCUGCUUUGCGUGACCCCAAUACAUGCGCCAUUACCCCGGCUAUCUUGCGCGCCGAUGCCCCGCUGUGGGAGGAAAUGAAGAAGACCAUUGCCCACCUCCUCGCACCCCCUUCAGAGCCUGGAAAGAAAGACUCGCCGACGCCCACGCCAACGGAUAGCGAGGCCGGAGGGUCAGCGGAUGUAGCUACGAAACUGUUCGAGAGGACGGGUGGCGCGUACACCCCAGCCUCGGAUCUGGUGAAGUACAUUCAAGAGCAUUAUGAGGUGUACCAAGUGCGGUCCUACAUUGUGCCGCGCUUCACCUCGGAUGAGGACUACUGGUUGAACAUUGCAUGGCGCAUGGGCUUAUACCAGCAGUGCACCGAUGCAGGGCAGCUCUUAGGGUUGAUGCAAACCCUGUCACGCCUGCCGCAACCGUUGCGCGAUAUUGCCGCGGCGAUGGAGCCGACGUCAUCACCCGCGCCCGCGACGUUUGGAAGCGCGCAACAUGAGGAGGGCGGCAACAGCCAUCAAAAUGGCGACGACGACAGGGACAGAAAAGAUGAAGCAGAGGCGCUGCAUCUAAAGGAUAACACAGAGUACUGGCACCGUAUUCGCAUGCAGUACGAGGCCAUCCAGGAGAAGCUCGCGUGGCUGCGGGAGAUGGAGGAGCGGGUCACAAAGGAGAUGGAGCUGGCGAGCGGCAACGUGAAGCUGCUAGGUAGUCUGCUGCAGCGGAAAGAGGCGUCGACGGCCCUCGGCGCCUCGGUGUUGGACAGCUGCCAGUACCACAAGGUGAAGCUGUCGCGGCUCAUCGCAGACAUCUGCGCUGCCCCCGCCGAGCACAGUGAGGGCACCCUGCUGGACUCGCGCUCGGGCACACUCUUCCACGCGCUGCUCAAGUGCAAUGACGACGUCAAAGCAGUUCUCGAAACAUACGCUGGCUACCCACCCAGUGGCCCUGAAAGCCCUAAGAGAGUAGAGUCAUCAUCCUCCGCAUCGCCGGCACCGGCGUCUACGAAGCAGAACUCGCCUGCGCCAUGCGAGGAGUCAACCACGGAGGCAAAUACCGAGGAAAGCACGACUUCUCCCCUGACAAAACCUCAGUGUACUAGUGGCAGCUGCCCCGUCGAACUUCGAGCGGCAGCCAGUGGAGGUGCUCAUCAGCCCGGCAGUGACGAUGUUGACAAAGACGAGGAGUCGUUUGAAGCAAAGCUGCCGUGGUCGAUGGACGACUGA